AUGAAAUCACCAUCUCCUCAACUCCUCCGCGCACUGCGCACCUCGUUAACCACCACUCCCAACCUCACCCGGUUUUCCGCCAUCCCAUCAAUCGCUUCUCCAUGCCGUGCCAUCUCCAGCCCAGGCGCUGUCCUCCCAUCAGCACGACGCAACAACAGCUCGACCGUACGACCAAGUCGCAUGGUCUCGCGUGCGCACGCUCACAAACCCACAAGCCGCGAUCGGGGUCCGGAGUCGCAGGAAGAUACCCAGACAGACUUCAAUGCGCUGAAUGUACUGGGUAAUAUCCCUGCGCCGACCACGGCAAUCGACGCAUGUCUCGACUCUGGCUUCCAUCUUAACAAUGGAGUCAAGGUUAGCAACGGCGAUGGAGUGUUGCUUGUUGGUGGCGAAGCUUUCGCGUGGCGGCCGUGGAAGGCCGUCGAGGGGGCUGAGAACGACAAUGCGGCAAGAGACUCGAUGCUCAAUGCCAAGGGGCAGUUUGAGCUUGAUGAGUCGGUUUGGGGCCUGUUGGAUCUUGUGUGGCCGAAGCCUGAUAUGCUCAUUCUCGGCCUUGGUGGCUCGAUGUUCCCGCUUUCGCCCGAGACCAAGCGUCAUAUCAACUCGCUGGGUAUUCGGGUUGAUAUCUUGGAUACCAGAAACGCGGCCGCGCAGUUCAACCUGCUUGCUACGGAGCGUGGUGUCACUGAGAUUGCUGCUGCAAUGAUUCCUAUUGGAUGGAAGGCGCGACCUCUCUAA
Messenger RNA from Penicillium brevicompactum, 738 nucleotides. RefSeq names its product Mth938-like domain-containing protein. The record is from RefSeq and is a predicted model, not a curated record. Gene Ontology annotation, biological process: mitochondrial respiratory chain complex I assembly. The transcript is spliced from 2 exons. Lineage: Eukaryota; Fungi; Ascomycota; Eurotiomycetes; Eurotiales; Aspergillaceae. Bases 1 to 738 code for a protein of 245 amino acids. Gene Ontology annotation, cellular component: mitochondrial inner membrane.